Sphaeroforma arctica JP610 is the source of this 423-nucleotide messenger RNA. RefSeq lists its product as hypothetical. Lineage: Eukaryota; Ichthyosporea; Ichthyophonida. The coding region runs from base 1 to 423 and encodes 140 amino acids. The transcript has a single exon. The record is from RefSeq and is a predicted model, not a curated record.
AUGAACAAUACUGCUGCAACUCAGAGUGUGGGGGGUGCUUUGCCGAAGGGGUUUGGGGCCCAAUCAUCGGCCCCAACCACGUUUAACCCGGUUCAGAAGACCACACCCAUUUCUCAUAGUCGAGAGCCAGCACCUAUGGGAUCUGGAAUGGGCCAGUUUUCAUCGGGACGUAGCCAAACGGAUACUGCAGCUGGACCUCUUUUUAUUUCCAAACCCCCACAAACGAAUGUUCCUGUAUUAGCGAAAACAGAUACACCUGCGACGACAACUGAGGCACCAUCGCCACCUGGGGCGACAGCAGCUACUAUCAGCCUGCCAUCUGGGAAGGAGAAUGUACUGGGGGAAAGGAAUCCAAGUGUGCUGGCAAAGCUGACGAGAGGAUCGUUAAUGGCCCCACUGGUUUUGGGAGUCCGGAAACGUUGA